UUGGCAUUAAACGGUUUCCCAUCUGCCACAUUUAAUGCCCCGAACCAUGAAUCACUGAAACUAUCAUGUACGGCUGCGCUCGAAGAAAAGCCGUUGGAUCCUUCUGCGCGUUUGUACCGCUUAAAAAAACAGAUUGACGCUUUGGAGCAGGACAACUUCCAAGAAGACCCUCACGCAAAUGUCACUUGGCAUAAAAAAAUUCCCAAGUUUGACGAUGAAACGGGCGACACCUCGCAGCAUCUUUCGGGUACGCUUCGAACGUCGUUUUCACGUCGCAAAAAAUUGGAACAUAUUAAAAAGCUAAAGAAAUCAUUUUCUGCGAUGCUUGCAGAGGAAAAGUUGGUAGAUGAGCCAAACUACUUUUCGUGUCAGGCACCACCGAGUAAAUUCCCCGCUCGCCGUUUUUGUGCCGUAUGCGGCUUCAAGGCGCAAUACGUUUGUAUGCGAUGCGGUGCUCGUUACUGUUCCUUGCGUUGUCUAGGCGUUCACAAAGAUACGAGGUAUUUCAGUUGUACCGAGAGAUGA
Molecule: messenger RNA, 525 nt
Organism: Soboliphyme baturini
Lineage: Eukaryota; Metazoa; Nematoda; Enoplea; Dioctophymatida; Soboliphymatidae
Source: the annotation of a GenBank genome assembly